This is a messenger RNA of Paraphaeosphaeria sporulosa, 1399 nucleotides long. RefSeq lists its product as uncharacterized. The transcript has 2 exons. The coding region runs from base 128 to 1195 and encodes 355 amino acids. Lineage: Eukaryota; Fungi; Ascomycota; Dothideomycetes; Pleosporales; Didymosphaeriaceae. The record is from RefSeq and is a predicted model, not a curated record.
GGUAGUCCCCAGUAUACACACAACUUGUCUUGGUCGAGUUGUGUUGUGAUCCGGGGCGCACGGGCCACACCAUUUUUUGGCAUCAUCGGCGACUGUCACCCCGCUGCAGCAGCGUCCAGACAAAGAUAUGCCGCAACUCAGCGUGCUCGAUCUUCCCCAACUUUAUACCAAGCCUUCGGCCGACGCCAUCCUCGAGACACUCGUUCUACUUACCUCCGCGCCUCCCUCGUGGGAUUACCAAUCCGACCAUGCUGCAGAUCACGACUCAGGUCUUGACACAACGAAAGACAAUGAACCUCGCGCUGUACAGAUCGACCCAGAAGGAGUCACCCGGUACCUCACAAGCAUCGUGAGCAACAGCUUACAAUGGAUACAAGACGAGGGGGUCAAGGAAGAGAUAUGGAACCAGGCCAGUCUUCGCCUGAGUGAGAGGUCAGGACGUUCUGCUAGGGGCGAUCUCACUCGUCGAUUCACCAUACCCUCAACCGACGGCCCCUUCGACCUUAGUAUCCAUGAACCCGCGUUAACAGGCGACGACCUGGGCUUGAAAACUUGGGCAGCGUCAUACCUGCUCGCGAAACGUCUCCAUCUGUUUCACCUCAUACCACAAGAACAGAACAGCAAGACAAGGGUCCUCGAGCUCGGAUCAGGCACUGGCUUGGUCGGUCUAGCGAUGGCGGGCCUCGGUGCAGACGUCGUCCUGACAGAUCUGCCGAGCAUCUAUCACAAUCUUGCACGCAACGCUGAGGCAAACGCUUCAGUGUUGGAGCAGAGAGGGGGAUCCAUAAGGACUGGGGUAUUGGACUGGACCAAUCCUUGCUUGUGCACACUUUUUCCGAAAGGCGCUGUCGAUACCAACAGCGACGGCGAGGUACUCAGUGAGAAGUUUCCAUUAAUCUUGGCUGCCGAUUCUCUCUAUUCGCCAGACCAUCCACAGAUGCUUGUAGACAGCAUUGCGGCGUGGCUUUCAGAGGACCCAAGUGCAAGAGUGAUUGUAGAAUUUCCCUACAGAGAUGCAUAUUUGCCUGAGAUCGCUAACUUCCGUGAGCGAAUGAGUCGGGUAGGUUUGCAGAUCUUGGACGAAGGUGAAGAGAAGGGCUACGAUGAUUGGGGCGAUGCUAGCAAGGACCACGAUGCUCUGGUGACUUGUUGGUGGUCAUGCUGGGGAAGAAAAUUGCCAGAGCAGAAACCAUAACAGCCUUUUUACACCGCUACGUCAAGGCCUAACCUGGACGGGUAGACCUUCCAACCCAUUCACACGGUUCCGUGGGGGCGUUUGCAUGGCGUCCAGCUCCGAGGGCUCGAUAGCGUCUGUCGCGGAGGAUUUAGUCACACAAAGCGGCGCGGGUGCACCAAUUGGCGAUAUCGGCACCCUUGGUAGUCCACAAAACCCACGAUA